Emericellopsis atlantica is the source of this 1197-nucleotide messenger RNA. Its product is annotated as family 18 glycoside hydrolase. Lineage: Eukaryota; Fungi; Ascomycota; Sordariomycetes; Hypocreales; Bionectriaceae. Gene Ontology annotation, biological process: carbohydrate metabolic process; chitin catabolic process. The record is from RefSeq and is a predicted model, not a curated record. Bases 1 to 1197 code for a protein of 398 amino acids. The transcript is spliced from 2 exons. Gene Ontology annotation, molecular function: chitinase activity; chitin binding. Gene Ontology annotation, cellular component: extracellular region.
AUGGGUGGUCAUCAAGGUUACCGCACGGUAGCCUACUUUGUCAACUGGGCUGUCUAUGGACGAAAGCACACACCCCAGGACCUUCCCGUCGAGAACCUCACCCACAUUCUCUACUCCUUUGCAAAUGUCCGACCCGAUAGCGGCGAGGUCCACAUGACCGAUGAAUGGGCCGACGUAGGCAUCCACUACGAGGGCGACUCGUGGAACGACACUGGCAACAACAUGUACGGGUGUAUGAAGCAGCUUCACUUACUGAAGCGCCGCAACCGUAACCUCAAGGUGCUCCUGUCCAUCGGUGGGUGGACCUACAGCGCCAACUUCCGUGCACCCGCCAGCACGCCGCAGGGCCGCUCCGCGUUCGCCAAGUCGGGUGUCGAACUGGUCAAAAAGUACGGUUUUGACGGGCUGGACAUUGAUUGGGAGUACCCCCAGAACGCAGACGAGGCGCGCAACUUUGUCGAGCUGCUCGCCGAAACGAGGAGGGAGCUGGACCGCUACUCGCAAGAGGUCGGUGGCGGCCACCACUACGAGCUCACUGUGGCCUGCCCGGCUGGUGCGCAGAACUUUACAAAGAUGGAUAUCCCUGGGAUGGACCAGUAUCUCGACUUCUGGAACCUCAUGGCAUAUGAUUACGCUGGAUCCUGGGACUCGGUCAGCGGUCACCAGGCGAACCUGUUCCCGAGCCCAGACAACCCUGCGUCGACACCAUUCUCCACAGCGGCUGCUCUGGAUCAUUACCUUCGCAGUGGAGUGCGGCCCGACAAGCUCGUUUUGGGUAUGCCACUGUACGGCCGCGCCUUUGAAAACACUGGCGGUCUGGGUCAGCCCUUCCAAGGCGUGGGCGAGGGUACGUGGGAGCAAGGCGUGCACGACUACAAGAAGCUGCCUCUUCCUGGGUCGCAGGAGAUCUACGACCAGGCGGCUGGCGCGACGUACUGCUUCAGCCAAGACCAGCGCAAGCUUGUCACGUACGACACGCCCCAGAUGGCCCAGAUCAAGACACAGUUUCUCAUGGAUCGUGGCCUAGGCGGCGCCAUGUGGUGGGAGAGCAGCUCGGACAAGACUGGCGACGAGAGUCUGAUUGGGACGGUGGUGCGCACGUUUGGUGGACCACAAGCACUGCUGAAGCAGGACAACUGCAUCAACUACCCGCAGUCAUCGUUUGAUAAUCUCCGCGAGGGCUUUCCGAGCAGUUGA